AUGGUCGAACAAGUCAGUACUGGUAUUCUUAAACCUAUGUUCGCUGCAUUUGAAAACGAAAAACCUCUUCCAGAAAAACCAAUUCUUCAAGUAAUGAAAGUUGGUUUAACUAACCAAAACACCCAAAACGCCUCACAACAAAGAUAUAGAGUGGCGUUUUCAGAUGGUCGUGAAUAUGUACAAGGACCAGUCAUGUCACAAAGAUCCAAUAAUCCACCUCAAAUUAUGCCACCACAAUCUUUACAAAGACCUCAAGCACCUCAAGUUAGGCCUCCUCAACAACCUAGCAUACGACCAAUCACGUCUCAAGUAAAUGAUGCUGAUGAGGGAGUUUUCCCAAUUAGUUAUCUCAGUUCGAAAUCAGAAAUUAAGCGUUGGCAAAACAAGCGUGGAGAAGGGAAACUGUUUAAUGUUACUUUGUUGGAUAAUAGU
Molecule: messenger RNA, 432 nt
Organism: Dentiscutata erythropus
Lineage: Eukaryota; Fungi; Glomeromycota; Glomeromycetes; Diversisporales; Gigasporaceae
Source: the annotation of a GenBank genome assembly